Suhomyces tanzawaensis NRRL Y-17324 is the source of this 2604-nucleotide messenger RNA. RefSeq lists its product as uncharacterized. The transcript has a single exon. Bases 1 to 2604 code for a protein of 867 amino acids. Lineage: Eukaryota; Fungi; Ascomycota; Pichiomycetes; Serinales; Debaryomycetaceae. The record is from RefSeq and is a predicted model, not a curated record.
AUGGCUGACGUAUCAAAUAAGCUUAUCCAAGAUGAAAACUCCCCAUUGACCACGGUGGAUGAUUUUUUCACCCACUUGACCAUACCUCAAAUCCAGAAACUCAAUAAUGAUUAUAAGGAAAACAUCGAUAAUGCAAAAGCUGAGCUUCAUUCUUUGGUUGGGAGUAAAUAUAGAGAUUUGAUCAAAAUUGCAGAAGACAUUGAGAAAAUGAAUUCCACUACUGUCGAAUCUGAUCAAAAAUUGUCUCAUUUGUCAUACAAGUCAUCAAAGUUUUUGAGCUUUUCAUCUCAGAACUCGUUCUCAAAAUUUAGCUCUUUAGUAAAAAAUCAAAGGGCCUCAUCCGCCAGGCAAGAGUCAAAGAUUACCAUUUUAAGAAAUUUAAUUCUUACAAAGUUGACAAAGCUUGAUUUAAGGAUCAAUUCCAAGCAAGCCUCUCCAGUUUUACACACAUCAAUUUUAAUCUAUUAUUCGAAAGUAUAUCAUACUAUCAGCACACUAUUUGGAGAUAUUCUUGAAAAUGAAAAUUCUUUGAAUGAAAAAUUCAACCAGUUGAGGUACAAUUAUAAUAGAUACCUUGAGAGAGAAUUGUCCACUUAUUCCAAGUUCACCACGUCCUAUUACUCAUCGUACAAUGACAGUUUCAGAAUACAUCAAAGAUUUCAGUUAAAUGAUUUAAUCAGCAAUAAAGUUUUGGUAGAAGAAGAUUUAGAGGUUAUUCUUGAGGAAGAUCAAUUUGAUGAGGAGGAUUCCAAUAAUGAAUUUGAUGACGAAGAAUAUAUUAAUGCCAAUUUUGAGACUUAUAAUAGAAAAUCCUUACCUAUUAUUAAUUACAUCGUUGCAUUCAUAAUCUUGAACCACGGAAAUUCUGAUUUGAAUACUUUAGAUAAGGUGUCAAGAAAGUUCAUAGACUUAAGACGUUGUUAUGUUCGGGAGCUUUUGAGUAAGUUGAAAGUUCUGAACUCACGUAUAGACUUUUUCCCCUUAUUCAAGUACAUUGAGAAUACUUUGGGUUAUGUGGAUUCAUACUUCUUGCAACCUAACAACGAAAUGACCAAGCAGCUCCAAACGUACACCAAAAUAUGGUCGGGUCCCAAAAUCAUCGGAUUCAGUAGCUGGGUCGAGGAAAAAAGUAUUCCUUUCGAUCAGCAUUCAUAUACUUCAUACUGUCUGGAUGCAACCAAAAAGCUGAUUGAACAGUUCAUCAACCUAGGAGUAGAUGAGGUAUUCAGGUUUGUUGAGGAAGUGUUGAGUGCGUAUCAAUACAAUAUAUCCGAGUCGUUGAUCUUAUUUCAUAAUUUUAUUAUGAGCUUGAAGAAUUUGUAUUAUGUCAUCAGUCAAAACGAUUUGGAAUCAAAGUUUAUCAAAUUAUUCGAACAGGAAGCUAGGUCAGAGGACUUGUCCAAGUUAUUGGAGCUGGUCAUAUCAUGUAUAAAAUCAACUUAUCAAGGCCAUUUCAAUAAACUUGAUUCUGAAAUUGUUGAGUCUGUCAGAGGGAAAAUGAUUAAUAAAUCAAUCCAAUCAGCUGGCCCCAAUUUAUUUUCCUUAGAACUAGUGGACAUCAUGGAUGAAGAUAUUGAUCGUUACAUCAAAACUAUCACUCAAUUCUCCUCUGCUGCUUCUACCAAUGACAGCGUAUAUGAAACCUUGAAUCAAUGGUUUGACUUCUCCAACGAUUACAGUGAGUAUAUUCAAGUUCAAAAGACAGAAUUAUCCAAGCUAAAACCAUCAAAUUGUUUAAAUAAUUUGUUCGAAACCUUAUCCAAGUCCAAAAAUCUCAAGUUGGGUAAUUUUAGUGCUGGAAAACUCCAGUCUGAAUUUGAAUCUUUGUCUCAAGUAUUGAGUGACAACUUCUGGGAUAAAAUUGAUGCAUUCCUCAAUAGCAUUAAUGUAUAUUUGGAUAAAAUUGAUGAUGAGAGUAUCGAGAAAUGGUACUACUUAUUGGAGGUUGUGUUGAUAAUAAAGGGGAGAACUGCAGGAAUUAGAGAUAUCAGAGAAACAACAUCUUCAGAAUUGCUACAGCUUGCUACAAGACUGUACAACAAUAUUAUCAAAACCAUCAUUGGAGAAUCGUUCUCGGAUCAAUUUGAACAACACAUUGAUUACAUUGUGCUGGGUAGUAUUGACAACAAUAUGAACGAUUACCCUGUUAGACCUACAUUAAAAUUAUCAAGCAUGAUAUACGAGGUUGCCUCAUGUUUCCUUUCAUCAUCCAAGGAUUCCGAGAAAUACAUAUAUGGACAUCUAUUUUCAAAUGAGUACUUUACCGAAGUAUUUCAACUGUUGAAGAAUUCCUGCUUCUUGGACUUGGUGGAUAAUAAGCUUAUUAAAGGCAUUGAAAAAUUGAGCGAGAGCGGUAGCAGUGAAGUAUCAAAGGAAACUAAAAUUAGAGCUCAGCACUUGUUUGCCAAUGUGGUUUAUUUGUUACAAUUCACUCUGGAGGGCUCUAUUUCUGAUAUUAAGAGCACACAUUUAAAGGAAAGGCUUGCUAAAAUCAACGGCCAAACCGUCUUGGUAGAUGAGGUGAUAGGUUCUAUUAUCGUAAGAGGUGUGGCUGAUUACCAUAGAGCAAAUAAGAAUAUUUAUUUGCCAUUGCUGAUGGUUUAG